This is a messenger RNA of Anisakis simplex (herring worm), 672 nucleotides long. The record is from the annotation of a GenBank genome assembly. Lineage: Eukaryota; Metazoa; Nematoda; Chromadorea; Rhabditida; Anisakidae.
ACUACACUUCCGGACUGGAUGGCCAUCAAAAUCGCAUCCGUACUGGUCGCAAAGGGCAGCUUCGAGCGUGGAAAAGAAAUUUUGGAUUCACAAUAUCUGAUGACAGGAGCCGAUCAACGAUUUGGUUGUUUAGAUGCUUAUUCGAAGUCGUCAAGCCCGUGUGAGAUCGCGAAACUUCGUAAAAAUUUCCAUUUAAUGGCGAUAGCUUCAUUUGCAGCCAGAAAUGCAUCUGUUGACGAUCAUCAGAUCUUGUCUGCACUCGAGAGGAUCUUGAAUGAAAGCAGCACAGAAGCUGCGGCCAGUCAGUACGAAUCAGCGAAGCUCUUCUUUUUGUCAUUACUCGAUAUGCGUUUCACAUCGUUGAAAGACGUCUUCUUGAAAUGCUUCAUGCAAUUUCUUGUCGAAAGAGACGAAAUAGCCAAGGCGAUCAUGGAUUUGAAUGAAUUUCUUUCCUAUGGCAAAUCGAAAUCAACAAGUGGAGCGAUGUUCAUCGUGCUCAGAGCUGCAUAUUGCUCAAAAGAUCAGCAUUUGAUCGAGCAAGUAAAAACUUCAAUGGAAAAUUGGAUAAAAUCGAACUUGCAAAGGGUCUGUUUGAACGGUUGUGUUAUGCUCGCUGAAGAGAAACCAAUUGAAUUCGCUGAAUAUUUACGUGUAAUUCGUUUCGUUUGUUGA